AUGAACAAAGAGAAGGACCAAAUCUUGUUCGGAGGUAGUCGGUCUUGGAACGCCGCAGACUGGACUGCAAGCGACGAUCGUGUACGCGGUGGGAAAUCACAAUCUUUUCUCGAAUGCCACAGCAGCACAGGGCGAUUCCAUGGCAAUCUCGACAUCAAAACACUAGGUGGCGCAGGAUUUGCAAGCCAGCGGACCACGGGCGAGGAUAGAGGCUGGGAUUUGUCUGAUUAUGCAGGAAUCGUGCUCGACAUUGCAGAAGCCGACGGCAAACUCGCAGACAAAAGAUACACCUUCAUCCUCAAGGAUGAGCUACUUCCCCGCAAUCCAGACAACGGACGUGAACAAGCCACCAUCUCGUGGGAGUACGACUUCAAGCCUUGUUCCGGGGAAAGCAGUCUCGAGAAAGGUGGCCUUGUAUUCGUUCCAUGGUCUGGUCUGAAGCCGACCUAUCGCGGUAAGGAGAAGGAGCAUGCGGACCCUAUCAAUCUCGAAACAAUCAAGAGGAUGAGCAUCAUGAUGCGAAGCUUCUUUGGCGAUCAGGAGGGACCAUUUUCCCUGACCUUACGCUCUAUCACUGCAGUUGCGAGCUCACCGGUCGAACCCGGCAGACUCGAACGAGGUGACGCAGCAUCUGCAACAAACAGCACUAGUCGAUGGAGCCGGUAUACCCAAUCGUUCAAUCUUGCAUUAUCGUCGUGGCGCAUCUGCGGACUCGCUUUGCUCGCGACUGCCCUAUACUACCUACAUCGCAACACUUCGCCAGCAGCCUGA
Molecule: messenger RNA, 771 nt
Organism: Aureobasidium namibiae CBS 147.97
Lineage: Eukaryota; Fungi; Ascomycota; Dothideomycetes; Dothideales; Saccotheciaceae
Product: CIA30-domain-containing protein
Exons: 6
Coding region: 1-771 (256 amino acids)
Biological process (GO): NADH dehydrogenase complex assembly
Source: RefSeq, a predicted model, not a curated record